UUGAGUCCCCUCCCAGCGCUUGUCGCCACGUCCCCCGUGCCAGCCUCGGGGUGAGCGGCCUUUCCCCAGACGCCUGCUGGAAAUUUCCAGAGGCACCACAGUAGUCUCGAAAGAAAAAGCUGCUGUGCCGCCCCGCAGGCGCUUCAAUUCGGGAUCUGUUGCUGCUGGCAGACACGCCAUGCUCUGCUUCACGGACUGAAUUUAAGCCUCUUACGUGCUGCUCACUUGGAGGGGUUCAUAUUAAGUGUCCAAAAUCAGAAUUAGUCCGAGCACUGUGACUUUUCCAUCAUGUCAGAACCUGUCACGCUCAAUGUUGGAGGAAAACUCUAUACCACCUCUCUGUCCACUCUGACUAGCUUUCCAGACUCCAUGCUGGGGGCCAUGUUUAGUGGGAAGAUCCCAACCAAGAAGGACAGCCAAGGCAACUGCUUUAUUGACAGAGAUGGCAAAAUCUUCCGCUAUAUCCUGAACUUUUUACGAACUUCUCACUUGGAUCUUCCCGAAGAUUUUCAGGAAAUGGGCUUACUGCGACGGGAAGUAGAUUUUUAUCAAAUUCAGCCCCUGAUUGAGGCCUUGCAGGAGAAAGAGAUAGAGCUUUCUAAAGCAGAGAAAAAUGCCAUGCUCAACAUCACCCUUGAUCAGAAGACCCAGACUGUUCACUUCACUGUCCGAGAAGCACCCCAGAUUUACAGCCUGUCUUCCUCCAACAUGGAAGUCUUCAGUGCUCAUAUCUUCUCCACGUCGUGCCUGUUCCUGAAGCUUCUUGGUUCCAAGCUGUACUACUGUUUCAAUGGAAACCUUUCCUCAAUAUCCAGUUACCUGCAGGACCCCAACCACCUGACCUUAGAUUGGGUUGCAAGUGUGGAAGGCCUUCCCGAAGAGGAGUACACCAAGCAGAACUUGAAGAGACUUUGGGUGGUGCCAGAUAAUAAGCAAAUCAAUAGUUUCCAGGUGUUUGUGGAAGAAGUGCUGAAAAUAGCCAUGAGUGAUGGUUUCUGCAUAGAUUCUGCUCAUCCACAUACUUCAGAUUUCAUGAAUAAUAAGAUUAUUCGCCUAAUUCGGUACAAGUAGGAAUGGCUGUUGUGGUGCUAGCAUGGAGAUAACACAGGUUCAGUGUUUCCCUUUAAAACACACAGCCUAAUUCAGAAUCAUGCUUAUCUGGAUUAAGAGUCACUAACAAGGAGAUGAUUUUCCUUUAAUGUACUUACCAAUACGACCUUCCAGAAUAUGUCCAUAUUCCAGACAGAAGCAAUAUUGUCUAGCGCCUGAAUUAAGGACUGGCUCUGUCUCUGCCUCUGCCUCUGCCCUGCUGUACAAUUGUGGGGAAAAUCACUUAACUUCUAUCAUCUCUACGUUUUCCAGUUGGAAAAUGGGUGAUCCUUAACCCUCAUUGCCAGGGGAUGCGAGAGUUCGGUACCCAUGGUUUGGAAUGUAUCUGGAGAAUGGAUGCAGUGAAAGAUACCAUGGAGCUGCAGUGCAGCAGACAGCCCUAGGAGCACAUGUGCCAUGCCUUGCUGUACCACCUGUGCAGAGCAUUCAAGAAGCUUUGGAUCUGCGGAGGAGAAGCCUUCCCACAUGCACUCAAGACAGCUGUAAAGGAUGGUACACGUUGCAAAUGAGCAAGGGAUCCCAUCUCUUUGGGUUCAACAAAGGAUUUCUGUGAAGCUGGCUUGGGGUUUUUUCUCAACCCUGUGUGGAAGCCCCUGCUUUAUUUUGCUUUAGGGAAACCGUGUUGGAAUGAUGUGACUGGCAAGGAAGCCAUAGAAGAGAGAAUGGUGUUAUUACAAACCAAGAAGAUGAAGUCUUUACUUUUACAUUCCAAAGGCAUCCGAGACAACUAGUCCUUUUCUUUCUCUUACAAUGGUAAUAUUUGUCUGGAGGAUGCUGCUGAAACUUUCUAAUGGGAGGACAGAUUUUGGGGCAGAGGCCCCCAAAUGUCUUCUAAACAUUUGAGCCUCUUUUGGACAUAACUCCCUUCAGCAGUGCCUGGAAUGCAUGGGAUGCUGUCUGGGUAGGAUGGAUUUCAUUUGAAAAGAUAACAUUCUCACCAGGUUACACCUAAUAUUUUUCAUUGCAAAAACAGAGGGUCGUUUUUCCUAUCCUGGUUCAUUGAGCCUUUUUUUGUCUAAUAUCUUUGUGAAAUAGUUAGGUCACUAAAAGAAUUUUACCUACUUGCUUGGCUUCAGUGUCAGCUUGCCAGAGGGAAAGCAGUGGAAAACCAGAGGUGAACUCUUCCCUACACACCUGGUCUGUGCUGUAAUGAAGAUAACUCACUAGCUGCAUGUUGUCUCUAUACAUCAUUUGUGCCACAUUCAAGAUGGUUCUUUCUUGGCUAAUUAUGUUUAAAAGUGUCUUAACUGUAUUUCCCAAAUCAGAUUGAUGUGAGUGCAUGAGAGGCCCUCUGGAACCUUCUCAGGUAUCUUUAAUUAGAUAGAAGGGAAAAUGCAAUAACUAAGUUUUGCAUUUAGAGGCUUAGUGCUUCCAAAGGUUUCUAGCACAGGGCUGCAAAGCUCAGUAAUGCUCAUGUUCUUGUUUCCCAGAGUAACUACUCUGUUACAUUAAGCUGACCUGUGAACAAGCAUAAAGAAGCUUUUUUUCUUGUAAAAAAACAGGGUGAUCAAUAUAUUUCUACUGUCCCAAACUGUGACUGCAUGCAAAAAACAAAUCAGCAUGCUCAUGGGAAAAAUGCACAUUCUGCAGUUGUUACAAACCACUGCCCUUUGUCUGACCUGGUGCUAAACCAGCAUGAUAUACAUGGGACCAUGUUGUCAGAAAGCACUGAUUGGGCUUGAAGCCCUCAGAACUACUAAACAUGACAAAUGUUGUGUAGUGACCAAAUGCCAGUUUGAGUCACCAUGUUGUUCUAUAUUUAGUUGCAUUAGGAAGAGCUCUUUUUUUUUUCUUUUCCAUCCCAGUCCUGAAUUACAAAGCAUGAGCUGGCUGGUCAGCUGGGCAUUGACAGGGAUGAUCUGUGCUGGUAAUACAAUUAUGAUCUGUAAAAUGAAUCCUCUUUCAUCAAAUCCGUGACUUGAAACAGAUAUGCCCUUGCUGAAUUUAUGAUAACAGAGAUUUUGGGGACUGUUGAUGGUAUUUCUUUUUAAUCCACACCCUUGAGAGUAGAUUUUAAAUGAUCUGUAACCAGAGCUCUUGUAUGUCAUGACUAAAAUAAUACCAGUAGGAAUUUGUUUCCUGUCACCUUGAGUUUAUCCAAAGGUAAGAGCAGUGGGCUUAGAUCUGGAAGGGUGGAGGGGAGGGAGGUCUGACCUACAUCCUUUAGAGCUUGGGAUCAGUUCUGCUCCAUUCUGUUUCAGCAAAAUAAAAUAUUCCAUGGGAGAGUUGUAUGAUUACUGCAUUUUACUUGGUGAAAGGCAAGUAAGAGGAGUCUGUAAAAGGAGAGAACUGGACUCAGAUCUUCACCUGGAGUACUUCAACCCAUCAGUCUGUUAUGCAGAAGAUGAACAAAUUGAAUACACAUUUAUUUGUGUUCAUGCAGCUAAGUCAGUAAAAGGCAACAGCUGGCCCCAGAUCUCUGUCAUUUACUAACAGAUACUGAGAUGCAAAAUAUCUCUAGACAGAUAGAUGAUAGAUAGAUAGAUAGAUAGAUAGAUAGAUAGAUAGAUAGAUAGAUAGAUAGAUAGAUAGAUGCAAAAUUUCCAACCACUGCAAAGACAUGAGUGAAGCCAUGCUUUGGAAGGAACAGAAGAACCUGAGGUACCUCAGACUUGCUAAGCACAGUAAACAUGCUUAAGUAUGAGGUACUAUUUAUACUGGAAAUGGGCGGUAAGUGAAUCACUUGUGAUUGCAGUCAAACAUAUGUUCUACAAAUGCAGCUGCUAUUUCAGACUCCACACUAAGCUCAAUUUAUAGCUGCUCCCGAAUUCUGCAGUCUGUGAGUUACGAUAUAAUGACUGUUUAUAGGAACAUUCUCUCUCCAGAGCAUUUGUUUGCAUUUUAUCUGAAUAGCUGUUUUUUUGUUUACCUUCUUUUUCUGAGCCCUGGAAGUGUAACUUGCUUUUGUUUGCCAGUCAACAGCACUGAUAAUGAUUCUUCUCAAGAGUUUUCCUGAAUUAAAGAGAAGCAAACAUGCACAAAGCCAUGCUAAGUAUAGCACAACCCCAUCACUAGUCAUGAAAAGCACUUGGCAUUUAUUAGCAGUUACAUCUAAAAAUUAUUUCACUGCUGAGUGGAAUAUUCACUCUCAGAACAAACAUUUUUUUUUUUCUGGAAAGGAUCUAGUGAUAUUUUCUUCCCUUAAAGUUUUGUGUGUGUUUUCUUCUAUCUUGGUGCAUAACUCCUGAUUCUGCCAUAGUCUGUGAUUGGAAUGAUUCACUGGUCCUUUCCAGUUUUAAUCUCCUAUUAUCCACUUUAAAUAUGGAUCAUGCCAAGACUUAUGCUAGUAGCUUCUCAGGAACAGUCAGCUUUGCUUCAAUUUGCAUGUGCUUCAAAUCACCAAGCAUUUGCACUGCUGUACUUAGAACUUUGUAACUGGGUUGUUGGGUAUAAAUUGCUGCUUGAGUUCACAGGCAGCAAAUAUCUGCAAUCAAUCAGAUUUAUUCCCAGGAAUAAAAAGUGAGGUGGAAAGGCUGGUGGAGCCUGUAUACAAGGUUGGUGGAAGUGAUAAAUACUACCUUCAGCCAUAGACUGUGGAAAAUAAGCCUAGGAACUUCUGAUACUUCACAGAUUAAUGAAGAAGUUAUGAAGAAGACUCCUCUGGGCAGCUUUAUUUUCACCCCAUCCUGUAGAACUUGGUGCCUCCGCUCAGAAUUUCCAUGUAUUUUGAAACAUUGAACUUCCAUUCUGCAUCUACAUGCUGAUGGACACAAACAUGCAGGGUACAAGAAGUACAAAUAUGGGGCCCUCCCAAUAACAGUCUCAUAUGCAGAGACUGAGUAUUAGUAGAGGCAGUCACAGAUAGUCUGUGCAAGAAGGGCUGAUUGCAUAUGAAUGUCCAGAUCAAGCUCAUAGGUUCACCUGGGAAUAACAAAAGGAAUGUCUUCCCUGGGAAUUCAUAAAAAAAAAAAGAGCUAUAGGGGAGGGCUGAAUCUAAUCAUUUCUCUUCUCCUCAUCCUCUGGGCAUUCCCCUCAGUAUUUUCAUGCUCCAACUCCUAAUUGCAGGAUUUUCCCACUGAUCAGAAUUUGGACCCCAACUCACUAAAAGCCAUGCUUUUGAAUCAGUAGUGUUUGAAAAGAGUGAAAAGAUGGUCUUUAUUGCUUACCACCUUCACAGUGACCCUGUAGGGCUAUCACAUUUUAAAAUCUGAUUGCAUUCCUUUGCUUGUAACUCCUUCUGUGAACUGUUACUACUAUGUAUUUUAGAUAAAUUAAUGUAUAGUAAAUAAAAUGUGAAUGAAGCAGGAA
Molecule: messenger RNA, 5358 nt
Organism: Zonotrichia leucophrys gambelii
Lineage: Eukaryota; Metazoa; Chordata; Aves; Passeriformes; Passerellidae
Gene: KCTD21
Product: potassium channel tetramerization domain containing 21
Exons: 2
Coding region: 289-1071 (260 amino acids)
Biological process (GO): ubiquitin-dependent protein catabolic process; protein homooligomerization
Molecular function (GO): cullin family protein binding; histone deacetylase binding
Source: RefSeq, a predicted model, not a curated record